Messenger RNA from Beauveria bassiana ARSEF 2860, 2199 nucleotides. RefSeq names its product ATP-dependent DNA helicase recQ. The coding region runs from base 1 to 2199 and encodes 732 amino acids. The transcript is spliced from 3 exons. Gene Ontology annotation, cellular component: nucleus; cytoplasm; chromosome. Gene Ontology annotation, biological process: double-strand break repair via homologous recombination. Gene Ontology annotation, molecular function: ATP binding; nucleic acid binding; four-way junction helicase activity. Lineage: Eukaryota; Fungi; Ascomycota; Sordariomycetes; Hypocreales; Cordycipitaceae. The record is from RefSeq and is a predicted model, not a curated record.
AUGAGCGACUUUGACUCCGGGGACGACCUAUUUGAUGGUGUAGAUGCUGACAUGCUAGCAUCUACCCAGUAUUCCUCCGCUGCGGUAAAGCGAAAGCGAGAGCCGGAGAGCAGCCAAGAUGUUGACCUGCUAAAGAAGCAGCGCGAUGUGUCCGGAGAAGUAAACCUUGCCGACGCAUCAGAGCUGAUGCACGUUGCGCAGAACCUGCUUACCGAAACUUUCGGGUACAAAGCGUUUCGCCAUGAGCAAGCAGGCGCAAUUCAAAGGCUUCUCGCUGGCGAAAACGCCCUAACUGUGUUUCCCACUGGCGCCGGAAAGUCGCUUUGCUAUCAGAUACCCGCCUUUUCUUUCGAGCAGCUGGACGUUAAGAGCGGCUCGAAGGCACCCGGCGAGCAUGGCAUCAGCAUUGUCGUCUCACCACUCAUUGCCCUGAUGAAGGAUCAAGUCGACGCGCUGCAACGGCGAAACCUACCCGCUGAAUGUCUCGACUCGACUAAAACCUGGGAGCAAGAGCAGAAAAUCUACGCGGGUCUCCGAGAAGGCAAACUACGCCUUUUGUACUGCGCCCCGGAGCGACUCAAUAACGAAGGCUUCGUCGAAAACAUGCGCAAUGUCCGGGGCGGUGUCCGCCUCUUAGCUGUUGACGAGGCACACUGCGUCUCCGAAUGGGGCCAUUCCUUUCGUCCCGAGUACCUCAAAGUUUCUCGCUUUGCCAACGAGAUCAAGGCGGAGCGGGUAGUCUGCCUCACGGCAACUGCAACGCCAAAAGUUAUCGAGGACAUCUGCGAUGCCUUCCAGAUCCAGCCAGAAGGCGUCUUUCGCACUACCCUCUACCGGCCGAACCUCAACCUCCAUGUAAAGGCAGCAAAAGCUAAAGAGGACAAGGUUCCUCUCCUCUUUGACUUUCUCAACAAAAAUGCAGGACCGACUCUCGUCUACGUCACCCUCCAACAGCAAGCAGAGAUGAUGGCGGCUGACCUGCGAAAGCAUGGCUAUGAUGCGGAGGCAUUUCAUGCCGGGCUGAAUGUGGAACUCAAGACGCAAAUCCAGGACAAGUUUCUGGCUAACAAAGUGCGAAUCAUUGUCGCUACCAUUGCAUUCGGCAUGGGCAUCGAUAAGCCAGACAUCCGCAGCAUUAUCCACUUCGACCUUUCGUCUACGGUGGAAGAGUACUGCCAGCAGAUUGGGCGCGCCGGACGUGACGGGAAAACAAGCAAUUGCAUGUACUAUGUCUGCCCUGACGACUGGUACCUCCGCGAAAACUUUGCCCGAGGCGACUUGCCAUCUCUCCGGUCCCUGAAAGCAUUCUUGAGCGACAUUUUCAAUCGGGAGAACGUAGCCAAGCCCGUCGGAGACAGUUUCAAAACAAGUCACUAUGUCCAAUCGCGCGAAUUUGACAUUCGUACGGGUACACUAGGGACCAUCUACGCAGCACUGGAGUUGCAAUUCGAACUGAUUCGAGCGAUCACGCCGGAGUACAGCGAAUACAAGUUUGUGCCAACAAAUGUGUACUUUGCACGCAUGAGCAAGGAGAAUUCUCCCUCAAGCAAGGCAAUAUACGCCCGGGCUGUUAAAAAGUCAAAGUUUUAUUACGUAGAUGUUAACAGCAUCGUCUCGCAAACGGGGAUCCGCCGCGCCGACAUUGUCAGCAAACUUACAGACCUGAACAACGCUGGCGUCAUUGAGCUCAAGGCCGGCGGCCUCGAGCAGCGAUACCGCAUUAUGCAGCCGCUGCCCUCUUCUGCCGCAGAGAUUGAUGUGCUAGCCGAGCGCCUGCACGUAGAUCUCUCGCGGCGCGAGGAGGACUCCCUGCAGCGCACGAAAAAGGUGGAGGAUCUCAUCACGGGCGACAAGUGCCUCGCGCUCGCCCUAGCGCAGCACUUUGGCAUGGGCUUGCCAGAUGGCAAGUCCAAGUGCGGCCACUGCACGCACUGCCUGACCGGACGGCGGACCGCCAUGCCCCCGCGGCCAAAGAAGGUGACUGACAUGGCGGGCAUUAAGCGAAUACUUGUUGCGUGCGAUGUGCGCGACGAUCCACGAUUUCUUGCUCGCAUUGCCUUUGGCAUCAAGAGCCCGCGGGUAACCAAGUUGAAGAUGGACAAGCACAAGGUGUUCAUGUCUCUCGCUGAUCAUGACUUCAAGUCCCUUCUAAAGGAGUUUACAAAGGCUUGCGAGAUGAGCGAAGUGGGAAGAAAGUGA